This is a messenger RNA of Procambarus clarkii (red swamp crayfish), 1053 nucleotides long. NCBI's taxonomy places the organism in Eukaryota, Metazoa, Arthropoda, Malacostraca, Decapoda, Cambaridae. The record is from RefSeq and is a predicted model, not a curated record.
UUAUAAAUAUUCGUACAGAGUACCAUUGGAGAACCCAUGUACCACACACUGUAUGAAACCUUCGCUGUGGUGGAUGAAAUAUAUGACAAAGGCUUCCACUUCCACUCUGCUGUGGCAGCCAUGUGGGGGGACCUCGCUGUGGUGCUCUCGGAGUCUAAGGUGCUCCCGUUUUCUUUGGUCUCAUACGCGGCCUUUAUCAAGAGAGCCCAGGACCAUAUCGCCCAGCGCUAUGGGGAUCUUAUCCGUUCGCAAAAUAUUACGCUAAAGUACUUUACUGAUGCUGGACAGACGUUCAAUACGAGUGCUUUUAUCUUCAAUAAGGCGCUGGAAUCUCUAGACCUGAAAAGUCCUCUGGUUGUUCGUCGUGUCAAUGACCAGUUGAUGAUGGUAGAAAGAUCAUUCAUUGACCCCCGCGGCCUUCCUAAACAACCUGAGUUGAACCAUGUGAUAACUGCUCCCAGCAAGAACGAUGCAUAUUCAAGUACAGCAUUUGCUGGAUUAGUUGAUACACUCGCCGAUAUUGAAGAGGCAGCAGAGGAGGAUCGGCAGCAUCUGUGGAGAACCUUUGCUGAACACCUGGCAGCUGUCACCCACCUGCUUGAAACAGCUGCUAAAGUUCUCUCCGGUGAUCUCUGGUAGAAGAGAUUCCCAAAUGAAAGCUUUUGAUUACAUUUUGCAGCUGUCCACCCACCUGUUUGAUACAGCUGUCACCCACCUGCUUGAUACAAUUGUCACCCACCUGCUUGAGUCAGUUGUCACCCAUCUGCUUGAUACGGCUGUCAUCCACCUGCUUGAUACAGCUGUAACCCACCUGCUUGAUACAGUUGUCACUCACCUGCUUCAUACAGUUGUCACCCACCUGCUUCAUACAACUGUCACCCACAUGCUUGAAACAGCUGCUAAAGUUCUCUCCGAUGAUCUCUGGUAGAAGAGAUUCCCAAAUGAAAGUUUCUAUGAUGUUUUAUAAUCUGAGGAAAUGCCAGAUUAGAGUAUAUUGCUAAAUAUUACCUAGAAUAAACUACUUAUAAACUGAAGUCUGAACGUUAGAGAUAU